Molecule: messenger RNA, 1366 nt
Organism: Punica granatum (pomegranate)
Lineage: Eukaryota; Viridiplantae; Streptophyta; Magnoliopsida; Myrtales; Lythraceae
Source: RefSeq, a predicted model, not a curated record
UUGAGUGACAGAUUCCCCAUCCAUUCAGACAAACAAGACCAACCACUCACCCACCGAUAUGGCAUCCGCCGCGAUCGCUCCGUCGAACUCGCCCGUGUUCUCGCCAUCUAUAUUCUGCAAGACGCCGCCCUUCUCAGGCCUGAGCGUGCCGUCUCUGCCCCCACAGUCUCCGGUGCCACUGAUACUCCAGCCAAGAUGCGGUGCCCCUGGCAAGGACAGGGGAAACUCUGCUAUGGAAAGGAAGAGGCCCCCGAGGAUAGCUGUCCCGGCUGGGUUCUUUGCAGGCGUGACAGACAUGGAGCCGCAGAGAGCGAAGGAGGAGGAGGAGGAGGAGGUCGCAGACGAAGGAGAUGGCUAUGGGGUUUAUUCGAAGAGGGGGAGGAAGAGAGGCCGCUUGGAGGAUCGGUACUCUGCUGUUCUUGGUCUCCAAGGAGAGAGUGAUCAGGCUUUCUUCGGUGUGUUCGAUGGUCACGGAGGAGCAAAAGCUGCUGAAUUUGCUGCAAAGAAUAUGGGCAAGAACAUCAUGGGACAGAUGAGAAAAAGAAGCAAGUCAAGCAUGGAAGAGGCAGUUAUAGAGGGAUACCUCGAAACGGAUGCAAAGUUUUUGGACGAGAACGUUGAUGGAGGUUCGUGCUGUGUCACCGCUUUGAUACGAGAAGGCAAUCUCAUCGUGUCAAAUGCCGGUGACUGUCGCGUAGUUUUAAGCAGAGACGGUACUGCAGAGGCACUCACCUCCGAUCAUAAGGCUUCAGCAGAAAGCGAAAGAGAGAGGAUUGAGGAGUCGGGUGGGUACGUAGAUUAUUGUCACGGUGUUUGGAGGAUACAGGGUUCUUUAGCUGUGUCGAGGGGCAUCGGAGAUAAGCAUUUGAAGCAAUGGGUAAUAGCAGAACCGGAAACAAAAGUCUUACGAAUAGCACCCGAUCACGAGUUCUUGAUAUUAGCCUCCGAUGGCCUGUGGGAUAAGGUUACGAAUCAGGAGGCUGUGGACAUAGUUCGACCUUCAUUGACUGGCUUAGAUAAGCCAAACCCAUUUUUGGCCGCAAAGAAGCUUGCCCAACUGUCCAUCCGAAGAGGCUCUACCGAUGACGUAACUGUCUUAAUAAUCAAGUUAGAUCGAUUCAUCUCGCAGGUAGAUGUUCAGUUUUGUUCCGAACCUGCAACCCGUCCUUUCUGCAGAACUUGUAGCUACAGCAAUCUGGGAUGAUAGUGGUGAUGGAGCUGAUAGAGCCAAUUUUCAAUGUAUAUAAUUACAGAAUCAUACUAGUCUCUUAUUUUCCGUAAUGUAAAUCUUUAAUAAGUAAUGAGAAAAAGCAAGAAAUUUAAGUAAUGAGAAAAAGCAAGAAAUUUGGGCCCGAGGGGGACGAAA